AUGUCAGGCCGCAACACUCGCAUGGCACAGUGGCUGGACUACAGGGUCCGAGUGACCAUCUCGGAUGCACGCAUGCUGGUGGGCACCUUCAUGGCCUUUGACAAGUACAUGAACGUCGUUCUCGCAGACUGCGAGGAAUUCCGGAAGAUCAAGCUUGAUAGUUGGACCUUAGUUGAUGGCCCUCAGAGUCGAGAGCCACUUGAAGACGCCAAGAGGCGGGAGCAGCAGAAAUGUAAGAAAGAGUUUGACCAGGCCACCCGGGCCAUCAGUCAGCUGAUUACGGCCCAGGGAGACUUACGAUCUGGCCGGCUGAAAAUCCAUGAGCGUGAUGAGAUUCGCCGGAGCUUCAGCGUGCCGUCCACGGAAGUGAGGCUUCAGGCAUUCAUUUGGGAGAGCCCUCCAGUGAUCCGCACAGCGACGCAACACUUCUUCAAGACGGGGCAGAAUGUGGUCAUCACCGGACUGAAACUACGGGAUGGUGCACCUGAGAGAGUGGGGGACUUGGUGGAAAGCAUCAGUGGAGAUCAUGCUGUGGUCUUCAUCGACGACUGCAGAUUCUCCUUAGGUUCUAUGAAGAAGUUCCCCUGCGAGGAAGAUGAGGCCCUGCAAUACCUCGACUUGAGCUCGGCACAAGUCUCGUUGAAUGUGUUCUCCUGGGCCUUGGGAAAAACCUCGGUCCUCCACAGUGGACUGCUGGCGAUCUCGCAAAUCGUCAUGGUCUCAGGUCUGGGCCGAGCGGCCUCGAAGCUCUACAAUGGUCUCUGCGUGUCCUGUCGGGGACUGCGGGCUGUGGCAGAUGCUUCCGCCAACCAUGUCGGGCAUACCCAGCGGAUCAUGCCGCCUGGGCGAAGGGCAGACGGCCUGGCAGUGAUGCAAUCGGGAUUGAGGAGCUUCAGUGAUGUGGAGGGUCCAGACGUGAAGGCUUGGAGUCGGCUCCUUUGGACCAAGACCGUCGAGUCGGUCCAGCCGGAGAGUUGGCGAUCCACCUUUGGGGCCGACGCCUGCGCGGAAUGCUUUGCCGGCUUUUGGACUGGGGAUGGAGAGAGACAGCCAUUGGAAACCUGGAGCUCCAAGCAUCACUGCCGGAAUUGUGGCCUUGUUUUUUGUGAUCGCUGCUCUCAGGAUCGGAAGUGUGUCCCAUGGGAAGGCUUUACCCAUCAAGUGAGGGUUUGCAAACGUUGCGUCGAUGUCGUGGAGGUGAAGAAUCUAACUUUGCAGCAGGCCUAUGCCUUUGACGAGCAGAUCCGCCUCAUGGGACAAGGCCUUGUCCAGGCGGUGCCAGUCCCCAAAGGGAAGGGCAAAGGGCCGCCACUGCCACGGAAGGGCAAAGGCAAAGGCAAGGGCAAGGAGGUUCGGCAAGAAGAUGGAUUGGGAGCCUUGGGACAGGAGAUCAAAGCAGAGAUCAGCGAAGUGAAGGAGUUUGCCGUCUUGCAUCCCGCGCUGCACCACAAGCAGCUUCCACCUAGAAGUAGCAAGCAACGGAGUACUGGGAAGAGCAAAGAGGUCUUAUUGCUCUCGGUGGCCAGCUACGGAAUGAAGCAACACCUCUCAGAGAUCCAAGAUGCGCUGAAGAAUGUCACAUUGCAGGUGGCGAAUCCCGAGUGGUUCGAGGCAGUGGAGCAGAUCAUGCCAUUGGAAGAGAAACUCUCGAAAGACACCUUGGAUCGUUUGAAGGCUUGGCCAGAGGAGGAGUUUGGCAAGCUUCCACCAUAUGAACAGCACAUUUGCCAAAUCUUCCUGGCCGUGCCCUCCUUGGAGCUUCGUUGGCGCCUCUUGCGGCUCUUGGCCGAGCCGGAGGACAAGUUCUUUAAGCCUUUGGACGCUGUCUCGCGCGCCUUCUCCACCCUUCUCCUCGAUGGUAGUCCGCCACAGCUGUGGCCAGAGGUGAAGAAUAUGGUGGGGCUGUUGCAAGGGCUCGUCCAGCCGACGUGCAAGACCCUGAAAGAGCUCGCCGACCAAACCGAGGUUGGCAAAGGCAGAGAGCUCUUCACCAAAGUUUGGGCGCUGCGUGAGAAGAGCAGGGUUGAUGCCCAAAACUUUCUCGAACGUUUGGCGCCACUACUCCCAAGAAAGGAUUGCCCAUUGCAAUUGCCGUCGCUGCAGGCGACCGUGGACCACCUGCGGUCGAAGCAGAAAGAGCUCCAGGACAUUGAUGCCAGGCGUAUCAUGUCCUCCAGCUCCGGCUCUGCCUCCUCUGAUGAUCGUCCAGAUCCCCUGAAGGCUCAGGUACAGCAGCAAUCAGGAGUCCUGAAGCAACAUGCAGAUAAACUUUCCAGUGCUUUAGAGGUUGGCCGCUCCUUGUUGAUCGCUCUUCAGCAGAAGGGGCCAGAGACGGACCGGCUGCCGGAGAACUGGUUGGAGUCUGCGGAGGCCGUGGCUCUGGCGGGCAUGAUCGAUGAGGUCCUCCAAAGCAUGAGGACUCUGGCUCUGCGUUUGAAGGAUGCACGGCCCACUCCACUUGCCGAAGCCCGCAAGGGGACCGAAGCCGAGGAGGCAGUCCCACGACGCUCCUCACAGGGGCGAGGAGGAGAUGGCUGUCGCGGCUUGGGUCGCCCGGCCCGAGAAAGACACCCCAGGAGCGCGGUGACGAAGAAAUUCGACGUCCGAAAGAAGGAAGAGAAGGAAGAAGUUCUUCCGGGUGCAUCGUCAUCCGCUUGGGAUGAGAGGCAAACUGUCCCAGCAAGCCCUCAAGAGACCUUGGACCACAGCUCCGAUGAGACUCAUGAUGAGGAAGAAGUUCUUCCGGAUGCACACUCGGAUGAGAGGCAAACUGUCCCAGCAGGCCCUCUAGAGGUGCAGCCACCUGUGGAAGAAGAUGAGGCUACAGAAGUGUGGGCCGCAAGUGAACUACAGCUUCUCGUUGCAGGUGGAGCUGCCAAGUUGGUGGCCCAGGUCCCCUUCAGGGCACCCGCCACAGUGGCAGGUGGCGCAUCUGAGGAUGACAUCGAUGAACUGCAGAGGACGCCAGUUGUACAGUGGUCCAAGGGUCGAAAAGACGAGGAGAAAGAGGUGAAGCGCACCUUAGGUUUUGUAGUCCUGCGAGGUGAGACCAUCGUCUCUCUUAUGGCCGAGGCACCACCACCGACCGGACCCAAGAAGCCUGACAUCCAACCUGGCCCUGGGCGUGGACAGGUCGCAGGCCGUGGCAUGCCUGCAGCGCCAUUAAGCUCAGCCCCAGCAGGGCUUUCAGGCCCGGUGCGUGGUGUUGGUGGCCCUGCAGCCAUCCAGAUGCAGCCCAAGGCUCCGGCUGCUCUGGGCGGUGCGCCGCCUGGCAUGCCCCCAGGUUUCCCUGCAAGGCCUCCAGGAAUGCCGGGCAUGGUGCCUCCUGGGAUGCCUGGAAUGCCGCCUGGCAUGCCUCCGCCAGGAAUGCCAGGCAUGGGACGUGGCAUGCCGCCGAUGGGACGCGGUGCAUGA
Messenger RNA from Durusdinium trenchii, 3414 nucleotides. NCBI's taxonomy places the organism in Eukaryota, Dinophyceae, Suessiales, Symbiodiniaceae. The record is from the annotation of a GenBank genome assembly.